UGAAAAAUAAAAUAAUAUAAAUUAAUUAAAAUACAAAUAUAAAUAAAUAAAAUGAUAAAAAUAAUAUUAAAUAAAUAAAUAAAAUUAUACAAAAUAAAUACGUACAUAAAUAAAUAAAUGCAAUGUUUAUUGUUGUUGUUAAGAUCUAAAUAUAAAAUCACUUGUAUGAAUGAUGGUAAAAAAAGCCAGUUUGUGAUGUAAAACACUGGCAAGUCCUGAUUUAGAAAAUCUUUAACAAACGGACCUGAAUGGACAAAGACGGAUGCUUUUAUAUUAACCUGCAGAAGUCAGGAGAUUCACUUCUAAUGAUCCACUAGACCCCAUUAGACUCUGACUGUCCAACAGAUUUAUGUCAUGAUCGUGUAAAGACGUUCAGAAGAACAGAACUGUAGAAGUUUUCCAGAAUCUGCGUGUCCCAGAAUCCUUUGCGCUGGAGUGGAUAAUCACAGACCUGUGUGAGUUUGUAAAGCUCCUUACAAAUCCUCUUAAAGAUUCCAUGGUGAGAAGAAGCGGCACAUCGUGGAGGCUGUGAACAGUGGAGGAUCUGUGAGCGCAAUGCAGAGUCCAGACAUGAACGGAUACACCGGAGUCACAGCGCAGUCCUCACAGAUAAACGGUCACGGCUCACUGUCUCCAGAUGUUCCUGCCAAAAGGUCGGGUGGUAAAGCUCUGUACGGAACAGAUGGAGUUUAUUUCCUGCACACCUCCGCCAAACACAAAAAGAAAGAGCAAAGGAAGAACUACACCAAAAACAGCAUCAACAGCCUGACGGACACGUCACAGUACCAUGUGGAGCAUCUGACCACGUUUUUGAUGGACCGUAAGGAGGCGAUGCUGACCAUCGAGGACGGCGUCAGAAAGCUGCGUCUGCUGGAUGCCAAAGGCAAGGUGUGGACGCAGGACAUGAUCCUGCAGGUGGACGGGAAAGCCGUCAGCCUCAUCGACAACGACAGCAAGAACGAGCUGGAGAACUUUCCUCUGGCCUCGAUCCAGCACUGUCAGGCCGUGAUGAACGCUUGCAGCUACGACUCCAUCCUGGCGCUGGUGUGUAAGGAGUCCGGUCAGGGCAAACCGGACCUGCACCUGUUCCAGUGCGACGACAUCAAGGCCAAUUUGAUCCACAUGGACAUUGAGAGCGCCGUCAGCGACCACAAGGGCGGCAAGGUCAAGAAGCGUCCGGAGGUGCUUAAAAUGAUCCUGAAGAGUGACGGGACCAUCCCUCCGCCCCCAGGAGGCCCCGCCCCUGAGCCUCCAGGAGCUGUCAAUCAAACAGACAGCAAGAGCCGAGUGGCCAGUUGGACUGCGUGGACCAGUGAGCAGCAGGAGCAUGAUCCACAGAGACAUUACACAGAGCUGGACGGCUCUCCUGAGAUGAGCGCAGCGCAAGUGGACAGAGAUGUACAAAUCCUCAAUCACAUUCUGGACGACAUCGAACACUUCGUCACCAAACUGCAGAAAGCCGCCGAGGCCUUUAAUGAGCUCUCCAAACGCAAGAAAACCAAGAAGAGCAAAAAGAAAGGACCCGGAGAGGGAGUUUUGACGCUGAGAGCUAAACCUCCGUCUCAGGACGAGUUUAUCGACUGCUUCCAGAAGUUCAAACAUGCCUUCAACCUGCUGGGGAAGUUGAAGAACCACAUUCAGAAUCCCAACGCUGUGGAUUUGGUCCACUUCCUGUUCAACCCUCUCGGACUGGUGAUCCAGACGUCUGGAGGGGUGGAUCUGGCUAAAAGCGUGAUCGUUCCUCUCCUCACCAGAGAAGCCAUUGACUUCCUGCACGCGGCGGGUUCGGCGGAGGAGAGACACCUAUGGGUCACGCUGGGAGACGGAUGGACCAAAUGCAGGUUGGAGUGGCCGAAGGAUCACCCGUUUCCUCCGCACACGCUGUGUUUCCGGGACGGCUGGGAGCCGCCGGUGCUGGUGUCUCGUGAGCAGGACGUGGCUCAGCUGGCGGAGAGGCUUGGCGCGGCGCAGACCGAGGUUCAGAGACCUGUGGACAGACCUCCGCUCGACCCGGUGGUCCAGGACUUCCCCGGCGCAGACGGGUAUGGCUACAGUCACACUUCUUACAAGCGUUUGCACCUUCUGGAGCCAGACAUGGCCGUGGCUGCUUUUAAACACGCGGUCAGCCGUCAUGUAGAUAGGAACCUUGAGGCUCACAGCCGGACGCAGAGGAACUUUGCCAAAUCCAGAUACGACUUUGUGGCCAGAAACAACACUGAACUGUCUGUGAUGAAAGACGAGGUGGUGGAGGUGCUGGAUGACAGGAAGCAGUGGUGGAAGGUGCGAAACGGGUCGGGCGCUGCAGGAUAUGUGCCAAACAACAUCCUGGAGAUCAGCAGGGCAGUGGACAUGACGGGCCGCGGGGAGCCCAUCUAUAGCCACACCAUACAGAAGCAGCGCGCAGAUUAUGUGCCCAAACCGGCGGUGACGGAAGCCCCACCCACCCCGAUGGCCCCGCCCCCUCCCGCCCCGCUGCAGAUCCCCACCCCCCCACUGCUGCCCGCAUCCGCCCAACAUCAGGACACACCACCGGCUGACGGCCAACAACACAACAGCAGCAGCAGCGAGAGCGACGGCGUGACCAUGAGAGAACAUCAGAGAGAGAGACCCGCGCCCGCCAGCCGCCGGAAGUCCAACAUGGAGGAGGUUCAGGACGAGCUGAUGCACAGACUGACUCUGGGCCGCAGCGCUCAGAAGAAGUUCCAGGCUCCGUCUCGCUCCUCCAGCCUGCCGGCGAUCAACAUCACGUACGACUCCAUGCCGGACGAGGUCAAGGCCUGGCUGCAGCUCAAAGGCUUCAGCGAAGUGACUAUCAACAGCCUGGGUGUGUUGACCGGCGCUCAGCUUUUCUCUCUGAACAAAGACGAGCUGAAGACCGUCUGUCCUGAUGACGGCGCUCGGGUCUACAGCCAGAUCACCGUCCAGAAAGCUGCUCUCGAGAGGAGCUCUGCCUCGGAGCUGCAGGAGGUCAUGAGGAGGCGGCAGGAGAAGCUGGCGGUGGCAGCGGCGGCGAGCGAUUCUGGCGUGGAGUCCUUCGACGAGGGGAGCAACCACUGACCCCUCUCUCACCUCUGUCACCUCUGACCUUUUACAGGACGCCAUGGAGCGUGCUCAGUUUGCCGCCAUAAUGCGCCGUCGUCAAGAACUCUUGGACCCGUCCGAUAACGGAACCGGAUCGGAUGCGGAGGAACAGGCGUGACGAGAUGCGAGAGGAAGUUCGCUUUUUGUAGAGAUGUGAACGUUGCUGCAGCGUUCUCCGUAGGUUCCUGUGAGAACAUCAGAGCAGUAUGUAGUCUAGUGCCAUCGAGUUCUGCCUUCAUAGUCCAACAUCCUGGAACGAUUCAUAUAUAUUUGCAGUCAUAUUGUACUUUUACUGCUCAGACAGAAAACAUCUGUAAAUAUUCCCACACGAUUGGCUGGAUCUUGGACCAAAUAUUGAUUCGAUUAACUAUUGUUCCUCACAGACACUUCUGACUAAUGACGUCUUGAAGUUCAGCCAGAUUAUUUAUCAGCCGCUUUGAAUGUAUGUGGAGAUGUAUGGGUAAGACGUGUAGAUUUUUUUUACUAGCAGAAUAAUAUUUCUGUACAUGACCGUUUUGUACUGAAUUGUACUGCCAAAAGAGAAGCUUUAUGGAAAUGAAACGUCCGUUUCUGUAGAUCUGACGUUUGUUGCGUUGGCCUGAAUUAUUUGAGUUUCACAAGGACAUGUGACCGGUUUUGGGCCAAAAUCCUCCUGCAGUCUCAUCGUCUUCUUCCUCUGUCUGCAGAUCUCAUUCUAAUGAUGAUAUUGAUGCCAUCAAACCUUCUGAAAUAUAAAUGACUUCUUGUAAGCAUUGAUUAUUUUCUUCUCUGUCCCAGUAAUGUGACUGAUGUUUGGCCAAAUCAAUCUCUGGGUUCAAGGUUCCUGUUUAAACACAAAUUUCGCACAUUCAGUCUGUAAAUAUGUAAACUGUGUGCAGAAUAAAUGGAAUCAUGUGA
Messenger RNA from Onychostoma macrolepis, 3978 nucleotides. RefSeq names its product epidermal growth factor receptor pathway substrate 8a (gene eps8a). Gene Ontology annotation, molecular function: actin binding. Bases 556 to 3057 code for a protein of 833 amino acids. Lineage: Eukaryota; Metazoa; Chordata; Actinopteri; Cypriniformes; Cyprinidae. The transcript has 22 exons. Gene Ontology annotation, cellular component: ruffle membrane; plasma membrane; vesicle. Gene Ontology annotation, biological process: regulation of Rho protein signal transduction; Rho protein signal transduction; positive regulation of ruffle assembly. The record is from RefSeq and is a predicted model, not a curated record.